This is a messenger RNA of Cervus elaphus (red deer), 4758 nucleotides long. RefSeq lists its product as uncharacterized. The record is from RefSeq and is a predicted model, not a curated record. Gene Ontology annotation, biological process: proteolysis; DNA integration; virion assembly. Lineage: Eukaryota; Metazoa; Chordata; Mammalia; Artiodactyla; Cervidae. The annotation marks the transcript as partial. The transcript is spliced from 6 exons. Gene Ontology annotation, molecular function: zinc ion binding; RNA-DNA hybrid ribonuclease activity; aspartic-type endopeptidase activity.
AUGAAAUAUGAUAUAUUUUGUGAAAGGAAUGAAGGAGACACAGUUAAGAAGAAUGGGAAGGAUCUGAAAAAGGUAAAAAGCUUAAUGAGAAAAGGUGAGUUCUUAACUAGCACCAUAUGGGAAACCCACAAAAAGCGAUGUCUAAUUCAACGACAAUUUCUCUUCACCCAAGAUUCUAUCAGCAACCUGACAGAAAUAGCAGAGGUGGCAGAUUUGUUAGCUCUCCUUCCAAUGGUACAAGCAUUCAGGAACGUCAACAUGUGUUCAUGGCCUCUUGACAACCCUCCUACCCAGCAGUCCUCCCGCCGAGUGCCAGGAUACAGUGGCAGCCCAGCACUGCAGAGACUGACAAUUAUCCUGCACUUAAGCCGACUCCGCGGGAAGGAAAGUUCCUCUCCCGACCCCGAGCCUGGUGAACAGCGGACGUCAUUCGGUAAGGAUUCCAUUUUGUUUACUCAUAAUCCCACCUGGGAUGAUUGUCAGCAGCUGUUGCAGGUGCUCUUCACCACGGAAGAACGGGAGCGAAUUCUGGCAGAGGCGCGGAAACGGGUACCAGGGGUCGACGGGAGGCCAACCGCCCAGCCUCAUCUUGUGGACGAGGGGUUUCCUCUGUUGCGGCCUAACUGGGAUUUUGAGCGGGUGGAAGGUAGGGAGCGUCUCCGAGUGUACCGCCAGACUCUAAUGGCUGGCCUGCGGGCUGCAGCAAGAAAGCCGACAAAUCUGGCAAAGGUAAAUUUAGUAAGGCAAGAGCCCACUGAAAGCCCGGCAGCCUUCCUAGAGAGGCUGAUGGAAGCUUUCAGGCAAUAUACACCUAUGGACCCCCAGGCUGAGGAGUCACGCGCUGCAGUUUUGUUAGCGUUUGUGAAUCAGGCAGCCCCAGAUAUUAGGAAGAAAUUACAAAAGGUAGAGGGAUUGGGAGAACAGACAAUACAGGAUUUACUGAAAGUAGCUGAAAAGGUAUUUAAUAAUAGGGAGACCCCAGAAGAAAGGGAAGAGCGAAUUCGGCGGGAGGAAAGGGAAUUAGCGGAAAAGAUCAGGAAAGAAGAGAGGGAACAUAGGGCGAGGGAAAACCGGAAGAACCAGAAGGAGCUAGCCCAGAUUCUUUUUGCGGGGUUAAAGGCCGGAACAGAAUUGAGGGAACCUCGAGACCCCCGGACGGGAGAAAAAGAAAAACCAAAAAGGCAGGCCCUAAAGAAGGAUCAGUGCGCCUACUGCAAAGAACAGGGGCACUGGAAAAACGAGUGCCCUAAGAGGGACUCAAGGAGAGGAAUGACCCAGAGAGAGAAAAUCCCCCCCGGAACUCGAGUUCUAUAUGCGGGGGAAGACAGUGACUAGGGGAGUCGAGACUCGGCACCCCUCCCCGAGUCCUGGGUAACCAUACAUGUGGAGGGGAAACCCGUUGGCUUCAUGGUGGAUACUGGCGCCCAACACUCUGUUUUAAAUCAAAAACUGGGACCAAUGUCUAAGAAAGCCAGCUUAGUGCAAGGAGCCACGGGGACAAAAAGAUAUUGUUGGACCACAGAACGGAAAGUAAAUCUAGGGACCCACCAGGUGUCCCAUUCGUUUUUGGUGAUACCAGAAUGCCCAGCCCCUCUACUUGGAAGAGACUUGUUGACUAAGGUUAAUGCUCAGAUCCAUUUUGACCCAGGGGGAAUGUCAGUCACGGAUGGACUUGGACAACCGAUACAUGUCUUGUCCCUAGCCUUAAGGGAUGAAUACAGACUUUUUGCGCCUAAGCCCUCAGAGACCAUAGCACUAGAUGUACAACCGUGGGUCCAUAAAUAUCCAUUGGCCUGGGCAGAAACAGCAGGAAUGGGACUAGCUAAACAGAGACAUCCGGUCGUCAUCGAGCUAAAGGCCGAGGCAGUUCCUGUGAGGGUGAGACAGUACCCUAUGAGCCAAGAAGCUCGGCGGGGGAUCACUCCCCACAUUCGACGGCUCAUGGAGGCCGGAAUUCUCAGGCGAUGCCGAUCCCCUUGGAACACCCCCUUACUGCCGGUGAAGAAGCUAGGGGGGACAGAUUACAGACCAGUCCAAGACCUGCGAGAAGUCAACAAACGGGUGAGUGACAUACACCCAACUGUCCCUAACCCGUAUACCCUCCUGAGCAGUUUACUGCCUGAGUACACUUGGUACACUGUGCUGGACUUGAAGGAUGCCUUUUUCAGCCUACCCCUGGCAGUCCAGAGCCAAGAGAUAUUUGCCUUUGAGUGGACUGAGGAGGAGGGCCAACCAGUAGUACAAUUAACUUGGACCCGCCUCCCACAGGGGUUCAAGAACUCCCCUACCUUGUUUAAUGAGGCUCUGAGUGAGGACCUCUACGAAUAUCGGGCUUGCCACCCAGAGGUCAUUCUGCUACAAUAUGUAGAUGACCUUAUGUUGGCUGGAACCACAGAGGAAGCUUGCAGCCGUGCCACUGGGGACCUAUUACAGACCCUAGGCAUCUUGGGGUAUCGCGCUAGCGCAAAGAAGGCACAAAUAGCCCAGCAAGAGGUCACCUAUUUGGGGUAUAAGAUCAGGCAGGGGCAAAGGUGGCUAACCCAGGCCAUGAAAGAAACAAUAUUGCAGAUACCAGAGCCCAAAAACCCCCGCCAGGUGAGAGAGUUUCUGGGGACUGUUGGAUAUUGCAGACUGUGGAUUAUGGGGUUUGCUGAGAAGGCCCGGCCCUUAUAUGAGGGAAGUAAAGAGACCCCAAAGUGGACUUGGACUGAGCCAAUGAAACAGGCUUUCCAGACACUCAGACGGGCCCUACUAGAAGCCCCAGCCCUUGCCCUGCCUAACCCAAAUAAGCCAUUCCAGCUGUUUAUAGAUGAAAAGCAAGGAAUAGGAAAGGGGGUCUUGACUCAACAAUGGGGACCAUGGAAGCGGCCGGUAGCAUACCUUUCGAAGCGAUUAGACCCGGUGGCCGCUGGGUGGCCCCCUUGCCUUCGCAUCAUUGCAGCUACAGCCCUCCUUGUCCGCGACGCUGACAAGUUGACGUAUGGACAGCAACUCUCGGUUUACACCCCCCACGCCGUGGAAGGGGUUUUAAAGCAGCCGCCGGGUAAGUGGAUCUCCAAUGCCCGCUUGACACACUACCAGGCCUUGCUGCUCGAUGCCCCACGGGUGCGUUUUCAGACCCCUUGCUUCCUAAAUCCGGCCACGCUCCUACCCAAUCCAGAGAAGGACAGCCCUCUCCAUGAUUGCAGUGAGAUACUGGCUGAGGCCCUGGCGGCACGAAAAGACUUAACUGAUGUACCCCUAAGCAACAGUGAGCUAGUAUGGUUCACCGAUGGGAGCAGUUAUGUAAAAGAUGGGCAAAGGAAGGCGGGAGCAGCCAUAGUUGAUGAUUCAGGGCAGACGAUAUGGGCUGAGACACUACCCCCAAACACUUCUGCACAAAAAGCAGAAUUGAUUGCCCUAAUACAGGCUCUGGAGCAAGCCAAAGGGAAGAGAGUCACCAUUUUUACUGACAGCCGAUAUGCUUUCAGCACUGCCCAUAUUCAAGGUCCCAUAUACCAAGAAAGGGGAUUUCGGACAGCUGAGGGAAAAGAGGUCAAAAAUCUGCCUGAGAUUCGCAGGCUCUUGGAAGCUGUCCAACUACCCCGGGCAGUAGCUAUAGUACAUGUCCCCGGUCACCAGAAGGGAGAAGACCCUAAGGCGCUGGGCAAUCGUGCUGCUGAUGCGGCCGCUCGAGAAGCGGCUAGCCGGGACUAUGCCGCCCCCAUAUUAGCCGAUACCACCCUCCAGAAAGAUGACCAAGAUGGAUGGUACCGAGACCAAAACAACAACCUGAUCUUGCCUGCCUCCCUGGGUCGUCACCUGUGUGAACACCUGCACACAACUACACACUUGGGAGAAAAAAAGACCCUAACACUUCUCCAGAUGGCCUGCCUGAGGUUCCCUCGUCAAAAUGUAACUGUACGAGAGAUAAUUCAAGCCUGCAAAGCGUGCCAGCUGAUGAGGGCAGAGAAGAAGCAGCACUCGGGAACGAGGUACCGAGGGGAAAAGCCAGGGCAACAUUGGGAGAUAGAUUUCACCGAGGUAAGGCCAGGCAAGUAUGGGUACCGCUAUCUGUUGGUACUGGUAGAUACCUUCUCGGGGUGGGUAGAAGCUUUCCCCACUAAGGGAGAGACAGCAAUAGUGGUUGCUAAAAAGAUCUUAGAGGAGAUAGUGCCUAGGUAUGGGCUGCCAGUGACUAUGGGCUCUGAUAAUGGACCUGCCUUUGUGAGCCAGAUUGUACAAGGGCUGGCCCAAGCUCUGGGGACGAAAUGGAAGUUACAUUGCGAAUAUAAUCCCCAGAGCUCAGGACAGGUUGAGAGAAUGAAUCGGACCCUAAAAGAAACUUUGACAAAGUUGGCAAUAGAGACUGGCGGGGACUGGGUGACCCUCCUCCCCUUUGCACUCUUUCGGGCACGUAACACCCCUUAUAAGCUGAAUCUUACUCCUUUUGAGAUUCUGUAUGGAAGACCCCCUCCUGUGUAUCCUAUUUUCAAAGGAAAAUAUCUGCCACCCCCUACUUUGGGACAAUUCCAGCAAACUCUGAUAGCAUUAAGUAAGGUGCAUAACCAUGUUUGGAAAUUGAUUCGAGAGAUACAUGAGGGCCAAAACAAGAGGGCCCUCCCCUCACAUAAUAUUGGCCCAGGUGAUUGGGUUUGGGUAAAACGACACCAAUCUAAAGUAUUAGAACCUAGAUGGAAAGGCCCUUAUGUUGUUCUCCUUACCACUCCUACCGCUGUCAAGGUCGACGGGAUUGGACCCUGGGUUCAUUGCAAUCAC